AUGAACAGUGAACAUUCAUUUCUACGUUCCAUUGAUUUUAAAGAUGAAGGCAUUCCUUCUGGUUUAUGUGUUCAACAGGAAUCAAGUAAACCUAGGAGGAACAUUACAGACAGAAGCGAUUUCUCUGAUGUUCCUGCCAUCCACAACAAACUUAAAUCUUAUCUAACUGAUAAGUUUCAGUGCUUGUAUGAGGGAACAGGAAAGCAGGGAAACCCAGUACUGCUAAAUGAGAUCUACACAGAACUCUACAUCACAGAGAGUGAGACUGGAGAGAUCAUUAAUGAACAUGAGGUGAGACAGAUUGAGAAACAAUUCAAGAGAGCAGCAACAGAGGACACACUGAUCAAAUGCAGUGACAUCUUUAGACCUUUACCUGGUCAAGACAAAGCCAUCAGAACUGUGAUGACAAAGGGAGUUGCUGGCAUUGGAAAAACAGUCUCUGUGCAGAAGUUCAUCCUGGACUGGUCUGAAGGGAAAUCGAAUCAGGAUGUCCAGCUCACAUUUCCACUUUCCUUCAGAGAGCUCAACAUGAUGAAGGACAAAAAGCUCAGUCUUCUAGACAUUCUUCAAAUCUUUUGUACUGAAACAAUAGAAACUGACAUUUCAAGCAAUAAAUACCAAGUGAUAUUCAUCUUUGAUGGUCUAGAUGAGUCCCGCCUGGAUUUGAAUUUUCAGAACUUUGUGAGACUGUCUAAUGUAAUGGAGUCGGCCUCAGUGGACGUGCUGUUGAUAAACCUCAUUGCAGGAAAUCUGCUUCCCUCUGCUCUCAUCUGGAUCACCUCCAGACCAGCAGCAGCUGAUCUCAUCCCCUCCAAGUUUGUCAGUCGAGUGACAGAGGUACGAGGCUUCAAUGAUCCACAGAAGGAGGAAUACUUCAGGAAGAGAGUCAGUGAUCAGAGUCUGGCCAAUAGAAUCAUCUCACACCUGAGGUCAUCAAGAAGCCUCUACAUCAUGUGUCACAUCCCAGUGUUCUGCUGGAUCUCAGCCACUGUUCUAGAGAAGAUGUUGAGUAAAGCAGAGAGUGGAGAGAUUCCGAAGACUCUCACUCAAAUGUACACACACUUCCUGAUCAUUCAGACCAACAUCAAACAUGAGAAAGACUAUGAGAAAAAAAUAAAAGAUAAAGAUAUGAUUCUUAAACUGGGGAAACUGGCUUUUCAACAGCUUGUGAAAGGCAAUGUGAUCUUUUAUGAGGAAGACCUGAGAGAGUGUGGCAUUGAUGAGACAGAAGCAUCAGUGUACUCAGGAUUGUGCACUCAGUUCUUCAGACAGGAGUUUGGGCUGUACCAAUCGAGAAUGUACUGCUUUGUUCAUCUGAGCAUUCAGGAACAUCUUGCUGCUGUUUAUGUUCACAUCUCCUGUGCAAAUAAUAAAAAGAAUGCUUUUGAACAAAGUACCCAAAAGAGUCUGUUUUCAAAAUUUUUUAACUUAAGGAUAUCUUUAUCCAAACAGCUUUCAUUAUCAGGCCUGCAUCAAAAAGCUGUGGAUAAAACAUUACACGCUAAGAACGGAAAUCUGGACCUUUUCCUUCGCUUCCUUCUGGGUCUUUCAUUAGAGUCCAAUCAGACUCUUUUACAUGGCUUAAUGGUGCAGAAUGGAAACACCCCCAGUAAUGAAAAAACAGUCAAAUACAUCAAACAGAAGAUCAGGAUGAAUCCUUUUUCAGAGAAGUUCAUGAAUUUGUUUCACUGUCUGAAUGAACUGGGUGAUCAUUCACUAAUGCAGGAGAUUCAGGAUUAUCUGCAAUCUGGAACAAUAAGUAAAGUCAAACUCUCCUCAUCUCAGUGGUCAGCAUUAGUUUUUGUGUUGUUGACCUCAGAAGAAGAGAUAAAUGUCUUCAAAUUAAAUGAAUUUGUUGGAGGAUGUAAUAAAGCUGAUGAAGUUCUUCUUAAUCUGUUGCCAGUGGUAAAAACAUCCAGAUCAGCUAUGCUUGAAUACUGUGGUGUUACAGAUGAAGGUUGUGCUGUUUUAGGUUUCGCUCUGAGAUCAAACCCCUCACAUCUAAGAGAUUUGAAUCUGUCAUGGAAUAAAAUAGGAGAUUCUGGCUUGAAGCUGCUCUCUGCUGGACUGGAAAAUCCUGAAUGUAAAUUGGAGAGACUGUGGUUAUGGAAGUGUGGUGUCACAGAUGAAGGCUGUUCUGCUCUGGCUUUAGCUUUGAGAUCAAACCCGUCACACUUGCGAGAUCUAAAUUUGACUGGAAAUAAUAUUCAAGAUUCAGGAGUGAAGCUUGGGCUGAAAAACCCUCGUUGUACACUAGAAAAUUUGUGGUUGAGGGAUUGUGGUGUUACAGAUGAAGGUUGUUCUGCUCUGGCUUCAGCUCUGAGAUCCAACCCGUCACACCUGAGAAGACUGAAUCUAACUGGGAAUACACUCAAAGACACAGGACUGAAAUUGCUCUGUGAUGGACUAAAGAAUCCUCUCUGUAAACUGGAGAUACUGUGGUUCAGUAACUGUGGUGUUACAGAUAAAAGUUGCUCUACCCUGGCUAAUUCACUAAGAUCAAACCCCUCACACCUGAGAAAACUGGAUCUGACUGGAAAUAAACUAGGAAAAUCAGGAAUGGAGCUGCUCUCUGGUCUAAAAUGCAAUCCAUAUAUACACUGGAGGUAGUACUGUUUUAGAUGGGUGUAAUCUACUGAUGGAGAAAAGGAAUCACGACUUCAACGUCACCUUCAACAGAACCAAUAAACAUUAGAAAAACAGCGACAUCAAAGUGACAUCAGUUAUUUUACAUUUAUAUCAUACCGUGAUAGACCUGCUGAAGUGAUAGACUUGACUAUGAACAGUUCUGACAUUUCAGAUAUUAAACAUUCAACUGAAUGUUAGCUGAAAUUGUUAAACUAUAAGUUUAGAAGGAUGUAGGUUUAAGGUUAAAAUUUAGUUAAUAACCAGUUUAAGAACGUGCAAAUGGUGAAAAGUUGACAUCUGUACAAUGCUUAUC
Labeo rohita (rohu) is the source of this 2941-nucleotide messenger RNA. Its product is annotated as NACHT, LRR and PYD domains-containing protein 12-like. The record is from RefSeq and is a predicted model, not a curated record. Gene Ontology annotation, molecular function: protein binding. NCBI's taxonomy places the organism in Eukaryota, Metazoa, Chordata, Actinopteri, Cypriniformes, Cyprinidae.